CUGAGCAGUGUCCUGGUUCUGCGCGCGCCCUUGGAGUCGGGGAUCUCGAGCCCAGCUGCGCUGCGCGCGGAACUUUUGCUGUUGCUGGAGAGUCCGCGGGGACCAUGGCUGCCCAAAAGCACGUGGCGAACUUCGGCGCAGGGCCGGCUAAGCUGCCGCGUUCGGUAUUGUUAGAAGCCCAAAAAGAACUGGUGGAUUAUAAAGGCCUUGGCAUUAGUGUUCUUGAAAUGAGCCACAGAACUUCUGACUUUGCAAAAAUCAUCAAGAAAGCGGAAGAACUCUUGCGUGAACUCCUAAAUAUACCUGACAACUACAAAGUGGUUUUCCUCCAAGGAGGUGGAUCUGGACAAUUUAGUGGUAUCCCACUUAAUCUUAUCGGAUUAAAAGAAGCAAGGAUUGCAGACUAUGUGGUUACUGGAGGCUGGUCAGCGAAAGCUGCUAAGGAAGCAGAGAAAUAUGCCAAAGUGAAUCUUGUUCAUCCUAAACUUUCUAGUUACACAAAAGUCCCUGACCCAAGCACUUGGAACCUUAACCCAAAUGCCUCUUAUGUUUAUUACUGCGCAAACGAGACCGUUCACGGCGUGGAGUUUGAUUUUGUACCUGAUGUUGGAAAGGCAGUCCUCGUUUGUGACAUGUCAUCGAACUUCCUUUCCAGGCCAGUGGACGUUUCCAAGUUUGGUGUGAUUUUUGCUGGUGCCCAGAAGAAUAUAGGCACCGCUGGAGUGACGGCGGUUAUAGUGCGGGACGACUUACUUGGCUUUGCCCUCAAAGAGUGCCCUAUCGUGUUAGACUACAAAGUACAGUCGGAAAAUGGCUCACUAUACAACACUCCUCCAUGCUUCUGUAUCUACAUUAUGGGUUUGGUCCUGGAGUGGAUAAAAAACAAUGGAGGAGUUACAGCUAUGGACAAACUUAGCCGAAUUAAAUCCCAAAUGAUCUACGACAUUAUUGACAACUCUAAUGGAUUCUAUGUAUGUCCCGUAGAGAGAAACAGCAGAAGCAGAAUGAAUGUUCCUUUCCGGAUUGGCAGUAUUAAGGGCGAUGAGGCCUUGGAAAAGAAAUUCCUCGAAGAAGCUGUAGAAAACAACAUGAUAUCCCUGAAAGGACAUCGGUCUGUGGGAGGAAUCCGUGCUUCUUUAUACAACGCCGUGACUAUAGAAGAUGUUCAGAAGCUGUCGGCGCACAUGAAAAGCUUCAUGGCGAGGCAUCGGUCAUGAACUCAAGCCCUGUCCCUGCGCCACACCCCUUGGAAAUCAAGUGGAAAGAACUGCAUAGUGGGAGUAGUAUGAAAGGCCAAAUAGCAUGCAAAAACUUUUUCAGAUAAAAUAAUAAUCUCUGUAUGAUUCAUUCUUGAAGCGAUCUUAAAAUAUUGGGCCAGUUAUACCAAUCCCCAUCUGUGAGUUCUGGGGACUGAGCCCAAUGUCAAUGUGUAUAACUCUCCAUAAGGGACAGGAGCGAAUCAUUCCAUCAAAGAAUUGGUAAUAGGCUUUUAAAAUUCAAAGCACAUAACGACUUGUGAGGUAUAGUCUGGGUGGGUGUCUGGUAUUAUAUAUGUGUUUUGUUUAAAAUAAUUCUUGGUGAGUUUUAUUGCUACGUUCCUUACAGAUUAUUUUUUCCAUGAUCCCCUUACAUUACAUUAAUACCCUAGGCAGUAUAAUAAAAAGUAGAGACAUCACCCUGCCAA
Heteronotia binoei (common prickly gecko) is the source of this 1684-nucleotide messenger RNA. Its product is annotated as phosphoserine aminotransferase-like. The transcript is spliced from 9 exons. Gene Ontology annotation, molecular function: O-phospho-L-serine:2-oxoglutarate transaminase activity; pyridoxal phosphate binding. The record is from RefSeq and is a predicted model, not a curated record. Gene Ontology annotation, cellular component: cytoplasm. NCBI's taxonomy places the organism in Eukaryota, Metazoa, Chordata, Lepidosauria, Squamata, Gekkonidae. Bases 105 to 1217 code for a protein of 370 amino acids. Gene Ontology annotation, biological process: L-serine biosynthetic process.